CGCUCGGCGCUGGGACAUCAGUCGUGUCCUGAUCGCCAGCGAGACAUCUGCAGGAUCAAAGGAUGGGCUAUACCGGCUAUAGGAUGUUUGCUGUUGGGCUCGUGGCGGCGUGUGCGUGUGUGCACGCCCUCCCUCCGGAUAAGCUCCCGGCAGCACACAUCAUCAGGGCGCGAAGCAUCGACCUCAAUAAUGCGCACGGUCUCACCAUGGAGACCCGGCUGGACAAGGCAGUAGUCCCGACCGCCUACAAGUUAGACCUGGAGCCAUACCUGGAAGACGGGCUGUUCAAGGGCCACGUCAGCAUCAACGUGACUUGGGAGCAGGAGGCUGACCAGAUCAACAUACACAGCGCUCAUGAACUGGAGAUUACUAAUACGGAAGUCAAAGCGCAUAUUCCAGCUAAUUCAAAACAACUUCAAAAGAUAGGAGUGAGGAAAGUGGUGACGGACCUCAAGAAGCCGCUGGUGACCAUCUACCUGGAGAAGACCGUUCCGGCGGCAACCCUGGGCGAGCUGGAUAUCAGUUUCAACGGGAAUCUGGAGACGGCCAACACCGAGGCUUUCUUCAAGACCACUUACACCGAACAGGAGGUUGAAAGGUUAGUAGCGGCGACGCAACUUCGGCCCAACAACGCUCGUCGCAUGUUCCCAUGUUUCGACGAGCCCGGAUACAAGACACCAUUCGAGCUGAGCGUAGUGCGACCCAAGAACAUGGUGGCACUGAGCAAUACACCAGUCGCUAGGACCGAGGAGAUAACUGGGGAACCCAAUGCUGUAUGGGACCACUUCGAGAGGACUCCCCCGUUGUCUACGUUCACACUGGGCCUCGUACUUGCUGACCUAAAGCAGCUCGGUGAAUCUGCCCAUUACAAGGAUGACCAUGGGAAUGAUCUCGAGCUUCGCGUUUGGGGUCGGCCAGAAUUCCUUCAGGCUCUUGAAGGAGUGAACGAGAAGAUAUACCGAGUGUUCACUGAGAUAGCGAGUCUUUGGCACAUUCCUCUACCCCUUAAGAAGCUGGAUUUCGUAGCCCUGCCGAACUAUCAAGGAGUGAAGCCUGCCGAUAAUUGGGGCCUAAUUGUGUUCAAGGAGAGUGACCUGAGCAGUAAGGGAUACCUGCAACUAGCUCAAGAGAUAUCUUACCAAUGGCUGGGUGCUCUGGCGACGCCGGCAUGGUGGUCGGACGCGCAUUUAAACAAGGCUCUGGUCGGAUAUUUGGCAGCGGAAACAGCUUUCAAGAUCAACAACGGCUCCGAGAUGGAGGGCAAGUGGCCGAUGACGGUGCUGUACUCGAUCUACUAUGAGUUCAGUAAGCGGUACCCGCACUCCCGCAUCACGGGCAUGAAGCAGGAGACGGCAUGCACCAAGAUCGAGCUGCUGUUCCGCAUGUUCAACUACACCCUCGGCGGAGAAACCUUCAAGAAAGGACUGAGGGCGUUCAUCGAAUCCAGAAAAUUCAAAACUUUCACUGGCGAUGACAUUUGGAAUGCCCUAAACACCGCCGCUAUUACUGACGGAAAGAUUCCGAAGGAUACCAACAUCAAGACGAUAGCUAACACCUGGAUCGACAAGGAUCGUCUUCCGGUCGUUAUAGCUCAGAGGAAUUAUGACAGCAAGACCGUUACAUUAACACAGAAAGUGUACCUCCGCGAGCGCCCGCACGACGUGCCGGAUGCCGCGCGCAUGUCGUGGUGGGCGCCCAUCGUGCUGGUGCGUGAGGACAAGCUGGACUUCAGCAAUGCUACUCCCGUCGUCUGGAUGCAGGAUAGAAAGGAGCUCAACCUCAAGGACAUGCCUGAUAGGGACAACUUCAUCAUCGUGAACCCCGAAGAAAUCGCACCUUUCCCCGUGAACUACGAUCACGAAAAUUGGAACCUGCUCUCUCGAUACCUUCAGAGCAAGAAUCGCCAUCUGAUCCCGGAACUGACUAGGGCCAAAAUCCUUCACGACGCAUGGAACUUGGCCUACGCCGGGGAUCUCUCCUUCGCAACCGCUUUUAACAUGACACUGUUCCUCAAGAAUGAGAGGAACCACCUCGUGUGGGACCCAGUGUUCACAAUGAUCGAUCAUCUAGGAAACCACAUCUGCGAAUGUAUACAUGGGAAAUUCCAAGCAUACGUCAGAAUGAUCCUAAGCCCGCUGUACGAGGAGAUAAAAGACGAGCACGAAGAGGAGGAGACCUGGCGCAAGAACCUUCGCACCAUGACGAAGACCUUCCUCAGUCAGGCCGGGUAUAAGCCCUGCAUACGCGAGGCGCAGGAGCAGUACAGCAAAUGGAUGCAAGCGAAGAACCCUGAUGAAGGCAACCCAAUAUCCAACCAGUACAUAUGUCCAGUAUUCAAAUGGGGCACGAGGAAGGAAUGGGAGUUUGGCCUCCAGAGGGUCAUCAAUUUCCCGCCGUCGAGGAAGCAGAGUGAACGGACAUACCUCCUGAAAACAUUGGCGGGUUGUCCCAACGAUGAGACUAAGAUUAUAAGGCUGCUGAACAUCACACUCCUCGAGGACAACGGCAACUUCACUGAGACAGACAUCUUUUUAGUAUUCAGUAUGCUGUCUGGCGGGUCGCGAGGGUACACGACCCUGUUCCAUUUCUUGAAUAACAAUUGGGACGUGCUGAAGGAGAAGUUGUCGAGUAAAACCAACCUCUGGGACAACCUUAUAACCUCUGCGACUUCCCACUUCACGACGCAAGCAGGACUGGACCUGGUCACCAAUUUGUACGUCGCCCACCAGGGAGAGUUUAGCUCAGCAGAGAGGAUCAUAGAACGAUCCAUGAAGAACAUAAGAGAGGAAGCCAAGUGGUCCGCGGAGAACGUGCCAGUCAUAGAACAAUGGUUGGACCGAUAUCUCGCCAGCUCCGAAGUGAAAGACGACCAGUUCAUAAAUUGAUAAUACCAUUAAUACUUCAUCAAUUUAGUAUAAGAACAAAAGUCUACAGAAGAAGUUAGAUGUUCAACUUUAAAGGCUAUAAUUGCUUGACUUCGACGUAAAGUAUUAGAAGGAGACUGUAUUCUACUAAAGUGGUGGAGUGUAAGCCAUUAUAGC
Messenger RNA from Chilo suppressalis (striped riceborer), 3041 nucleotides. The record is from the annotation of a GenBank genome assembly. NCBI's taxonomy places the organism in Eukaryota, Metazoa, Arthropoda, Insecta, Lepidoptera, Crambidae.